Messenger RNA from Plasmodium reichenowi, 1582 nucleotides. RefSeq lists its product as hypothetical. Lineage: Eukaryota; Apicomplexa; Aconoidasida; Haemosporida; Plasmodiidae. The annotation marks the transcript as partial. The transcript is spliced from 4 exons. The record is from RefSeq and is a predicted model, not a curated record.
AUACAAAUUAAGAGGAGACUACAAACCGCAUGUUAUUUUCUUGUUAGAAGGAAAUGAAAUAAAAAAUGUUAAUUAUUAUAUAGCUAUAAAAAAUAAAAUAAUUCAAGAAUUAGACGAAUUUGAAAUAGGAGAAAACGAAGAUUUAAUACAAAUAAAAACCAUUCAAGAAAAUAAAGAAGAUACUUAUAUUUUAUAUAUAAGAGAUAUAAGUACUUCUAAAAAAUGGAUGAACAUAUUAAAGAGGUCAAAUUUUUUGUACAUAUAUAAUAGUAUAAAUACAAUAAAUGAAGAAAAUGAAGAAAUCAAAAAACAAUUAGAAAAUACAAAAAGGCUAAAUGAUAUAGAGAUAACAAAUAAGGAUAUACACAUUAAAGAGCUCAAAUGUCAAAUAAAUUCACUAAAGGAUGCCGUUGAAGAUAUAAGAACAAAAAAUAAAAGACUACAAAUCGCAGCAGAAGUAAAUGUAAAAAGUGCUGAUGAGUACCUUCAAAAAAAAAUGAAUGAAAUGGAAUUCAUGCAAAAUGAAAUAGGCAUAAAAAUGGAAGAAAACAAAAACCUCAGGGAAAAAAUACAAAAGACUACAGAAGAGUGCUACAAGAAAAGCAAAGUAUUGAAUGAACUGGAAAUUGAAAAAAAUACCCUUGAAAAAAAGAUGAAAGAUAUAAUGUUAACCUUAGAAGAAGCAUGUAGCGAUCCAGAAAAACUUACGUUAAUAAAUUAUAAUACAAAUGAAAGAUAUCAAAAGAUCGUUUUAAAUAACAACAACUUGAAAAAAGAAAUAAACAAAAUGAACGAACGCUUUUAUGAAUUGGAAGAUAGAUAUAAAGAGAAAAUAAGAACAAUAAAAGAAAUUGUAGAAAUAGGUGACAUUUUUGAUUAUUUACAUAAAUUAAUAUUAUUAUGUCAAACCAAAAUAAAGUAUUAUGAACAAGCUUAUAAAUAUAAUGAAGAACAAGAAAAAGAAAUAAUAAAUUCAAUUCAAUACAUGAUUAAAGAAACGAAAAUAUCCGAAGCACAUGCAAGAAUAUGUUAUAUUACACAUAGAUCUAAAAUAUUAGAAGAACAGUUAACUUAUUAUACUACACAUAAAAUUCCAUCAGAUUAUUUUUAUUUUGCAUGUACAACAUUAAGAAGACUUGGAUGGAUAUUUGGAGAAAUAGAAAUAUUGUCAUCAUUAAACCUUAAUCAAAAUAAUGUAUAUUCUAUAUAUUCUUAUGUAGAUAAUAUGAAUGUAAUACCUAUGCGUGAACAAAUAUUUUUUAAUGAAGGUUUAGAAGGAAGAAAUAAUUAUAAAAUUGUUAGUGAUGUUGAUAUAUAUACUAUACCAAGAAAGAUGUGCCCUUAUCGACAAAUGCAAUUAUGUGAAAAUAAAUAUAACUAUAUUAAAAUUAAAUUAAAUGACCUUAAAAAGGAUUUUAAUAUAUUUAAGAAAAAAACAAAACCACAAAAUGCAUCUAUCAUAUCUGAUUUACAGUGGGCAGAAAUGAAGAAAAAUGCUUAUCAAAGACUUGAGAGAAAUAUAUUACUUAUAGAGAAAAAGGUUGAAGAUGAGGAUGAUUUAGAAGUACAUGAGAUGUAUUAA